Zasmidium cellare ATCC 36951 is the source of this 414-nucleotide messenger RNA. RefSeq lists its product as uncharacterized. Bases 1 to 414 code for a protein of 137 amino acids. The transcript has a single exon. The record is from RefSeq and is a predicted model, not a curated record. Lineage: Eukaryota; Fungi; Ascomycota; Dothideomycetes; Mycosphaerellales; Mycosphaerellaceae.
AUGACCACGCCAAACCCAAAAGACCUCGUCAAAACCUCCUACGACAGCAUAGCACCCGCUUACUUUAACUUCAUCACGAAACUGCCAAGUCCCAAGCUACUCUGGGUGGACAAGCUCCUCGACAACCUUACAAGCACCUCGAAUGUCCUGGAACUGGGCUGCGGGAAUGGCAUGUCCGGGACUCUGCCACUCGCUGAGAAAGUACGAAGAGUCGUAGCGAACGAUAUCUCCACGGCGCAGAUUGAGAUUGCGAAGGGGAAGUUGGCUGGGCGUGGGAAUGUGGAGUUCUUGGAGGGUGAUAUGACGGGAUUGCAGUUUGAAGAGGGGAGCUUUGAUGCUAUCAUGGCGUUGCAUUCAAUUUUCCAUCUCCCAAGGGAGGAGCAGCCGGUGAUGCUUGGGUUGGUGUAUAAGUGA